Syzygium oleosum is the source of this 944-nucleotide messenger RNA. Its product is annotated as auxin-responsive protein IAA1-like. NCBI's taxonomy places the organism in Eukaryota, Viridiplantae, Streptophyta, Magnoliopsida, Myrtales, Myrtaceae. The transcript is spliced from 5 exons. Bases 113 to 757 code for a protein of 214 amino acids. The record is from RefSeq and is a predicted model, not a curated record. Gene Ontology annotation, cellular component: nucleus. Gene Ontology annotation, biological process: regulation of DNA-templated transcription. Gene Ontology annotation, molecular function: protein binding.
GUUCACAUUGUAGGCUAGACGCGUUGGUCAAGUUUCUGUUGCCGUCUAAAGGCGACUCAGCAAGAAGAGAUUUCAUUUCGAGCGUAACCUGUGAGAUCGAAGAGAGGAGAAGAUGGCGUUGGAGAAGUCGCCGGAAGUCGGCGAUAAUCCGGAAGUGAGCUUGGAGGAGAUCACCGAGCUCCGACUGGGGCUGCCGGGCGAGGCCAGGGGGAAAUCGGGCGCGAAGCGGGGGUUUUCCGAGACCGUCGAUCUCGAUCUCGGUGCACCAGCCGUCGGUCUCAACGAAGCCAAGAAUUCUUCCGUGGGCGGUGUACAGAUGAAGGAUGGAGUUUCCGGCGGUGCAGCUAAACCUCCCGCAGCCAAGACGCAAGCUGUGGGGUGGCCGCCGGUGAAAGCAUUCAGGAAGAGCGUGAUGAAGAGUUGCAAGUAUGUGAAGGUGGCCGUGGAUGGAGCCCCGUAUUUGAGAAAAGUGGAUCUGGAGGCGUACGACAGUUACCAGCAGCUUUUGGCUGCUCUUGAGAAGCUCUUCUCUUGCUUCUCCAUCUGCAAUUAUGCAAGCGAGAGGAAGAUCACUGACCCAGCAAACGGUGUUGAAUAUCUGCCUACUUAUGAGGACAAAGAUGGUGACUGGAUGCUGGUUGGGGACGUGCCUUGGAAAAUGUUUGUCGAAUCUUGCAAGCGACUGCGGUUCAUGAAGAGCUCCGAAGCCACCGGUUUAGGUCCAAGGACACAGUCUUUGUGCACAAGUUCAAGUUGAAAAAAGAACAGCAAGCUUCCCAAGAGAGAGAGAGAGAGCAUUCUGGGAUUAUAUGUUUGAUGUACAAAGGGUUUUAGAUCUCAGCUCCUAGGUUUAGGAUUAUGCCACAGUUUUUGUAUUUGGAGGGUUUCGAUGACACGAAAAUACACAGAAAAUAAGAGGGUUUCGAUCUCUCUAUCAUUUAUCA